AUGGAUGAAGCCCCCCUGUGUUUCUCCGUGUUCUCCCGCAACGUUAGAUAUAGCUUCAUCAGUGCCUGUCACACUGUAGCCUUAUUUCUGUCUGUUCCAGCACAGGGGUGCUGCUGUCUGGUGGUACAGAGAAGGAUCCUGCAGGUUUCUGCUUCCCUGGAGCAGCUGCUGACGGAGCUGGAGGACUUCCUCAAGAUCCUGGACCAGGAGAGCCUGAGCAGCACAGCCGUGGAGAGGAAGACUGGUCUGGCCGAGCUCCUCCGCCUGUACAUCAAAAGCAGCAGUUCUGAUGAGGAGUACAUUUACAUGAACAAAGUGACGGUCAACAAGCCACAGAAUACCGAGUCCCAAGACAAAGCGCCGGAGGAGCGGAGACCACUGGCCAACGGGGAGCCCCGCCAGCACGCCACGGCCCCUCAGAAGAGUCUUCCGGACCUCCCGCCCCCCAAGACCAUUCCAGAACGAAAACAGCUCUCCAUCCCAAAGAUCGAGUCUCCAGAGGGUUACUAUGAAGAGGCUGAGCCGUAUGACAUGUCCGUCAAUGGUCAUUCCGGCCGAGCCCCCUCCACCGGAGUCCCCAGAUGGGUGCAGGUGCCCGAAGGAGUCAUUUACGCCACCAUCACCUUGGAGGAUGGAGAGGCCGUGAGCAGCUCCUACGAGUCCUACGACGAGGAUGAAGGCGGCAAGGGCAAGUCGGCCCCCUACCAAUGGCCCUCGCCCGAGGCCAGCAUCGAGCUGAUGCGCGACGCCCGCAUCUGCGCCUUCCUGUGGCGCAAGAAGUGGCUGGGGCAGUGGGCCAAGCAGCUGUGCGUCAUCAGGGACACCCGGCUCCUGUGUUACAAAUCCUCCAAGGACCACAGCCCUCAGCUGGACGUGAACUUGCUGGGCAGCAGCGUCGUCCACAAGGAGAAGCAAGUGCGGAAGAAGGAGCACAAGCUGAAGAUCACGCCGAUGAACGCCGACGUCAUCGUCCUGGGCCUGCAGAGCAAGGACCAGGCGGAGCAGUGGCUCAGGGUCAUCCAGGAGGUGAGCGGCCUGCCUGCAGACGGUGCGGCCGAGGGAAACCAGUACUCCCCGGAGGCCCAGCGCCUGAGCUGUCAGAAGGCAGAUAUAUCCGAGAAGUACCUCUCCGCCUCGGAGUAUGGGAGCUCUGUAGAUGGCCACCCUGAGGUCACCGAGACCAAAGAUGUGAAGAAGAAGUGCUCUGCGGGCCUCAAACUGAGCAACCUGAUGAACCUGGGCAGGAAGAAGUCCACGUCGCUGGAGCCGGCAGAGAGGACCCUGGAGACCGCCUGUUACCUGAACGUGCUGGUGAACAGCCAGUGGAAGUCACGCUGGUGCUCCGUCAGGGACAGCCACCUGCACUUCUACCAGGACCGGAACCGCAGCAAGGUGGCCCAGCAGCCCCUGAGCCUGGUGGGCUGUGAGGUGGUCCCGGACCCGAGCCCGGACCACCUGUACUCCUUCCGCAUCCUCCACAACGGCGAGGAGCUGGCCAAGCUCGAGGCCAAGUCUUCCGAGGAAAUGGGCCACUGGCUCGGCCUCCUGCUCUCCGAGUCGGGCUCCAAGACAGACCCAGAGGAGUUCACCUACGACUACGUGGAUGCAGACAGGGUCUCCUGUAUUGUGAGUGCGGCCAAGAACUCCCUGCUAUUGAUGCAGAGGAAGUUCUCAGAGCCCAACACUUACAUCGACGGCCUGCCCAGCCAGGAUCGCCCGGAGCUGCUGUAUGACGACGUGGAGAUGUCCGAGCUGACUGCCGCGCAGGUGGACCCCGAGGAAGCCGCCCCGGCCACAGAUGCUCCGAGCGAGCUCGACCCUGACCGCAUGUACCUGGACCUCACGCCGGUCAAGUCCUUCCUGCACAGUCAGGGCGGCACCCAGGCCCGAGGCUGCUCCCCCACACCGCCCUGCCCGGACCCUCCAGCAGAGGCCCUCCCUGCAGACCCGGGCCCCGCCCCACCUGAGCCCCCCGUCGUUACAUCUGCAGAGACCCCCGAGUUGCAGCAGGUGCAGCAGGAGAGUCCGGAGCCGGAGGAGCUGUCCCCCAGAAUCUCGACGGUCAAAAUCCAGACUGAACAGCAAAAACUCUCCUUCUCAUCGAGCUGCCCCGACGCAGUGGCCGUCACCCCAGCCGGGGCCAGCACGCCUGCGAAGGACAGGCUCAGGGUGACCUCUGCAGAGAUCAAACUUGGCAAGAACAGGACGGAAGCUGAGGUGAAGCGGUACACGGAGGAGAAGGAGAGGCUGGAGAAGAAGAAGGAAGAAAUCCGGGGGCACCUGGCUCAGCUCCGGAAGGAGAAACGGGAGCUGAGGGAGACCCUGUCGAAAUGCACAGCCGGCCUCAUUCCCAUUCCAGACAAGGGGGCGCUGGCCAGCCUGGAGCAGCAGCUGAAGGAGAUCGACGAGGAGUGCAGGGUGGAGGAGAGGAGGCGCGUGGACCUCGAGCUCAGCAUCGUGGAGGUGAAGGACAACCUGAAGAAGGCCGAGGCCGGGCCCGUGACGCUGGGCACCACCGUGGACACCUCCCACCUGGAGACCGUGAGCCCCCGACCCAAAGCCGCUGCCCCCACCCCUGCCCCAGAUUGUACCCCCGUCAACUCUGCCACGGCACUCAAGAACAGACCUCUUUCCGUCAUGGUCACAGGCAAAGGCACCGUCCUCCAGAAAGCCAAGGUAUUUGAAUGGCGCCCUAGGAAUGGGAGAAGAAAGGGACCAGUUAGGACACGAGCGUCACGGCAAGCCUCUCCUGCCCACACGGACUUUGGCGACAACCCCGCUUCGUCCAGGCCUUCCUUCAAGCAGCGCCUCUGUGAGCGGGUGAGUCUGUUUAACAGGAAAAACAAGGACGGGGGACCGCGCACGGAGAGCUCCGGCUGAUGGGAGGCGCGGGCCCUUUGCAGAGAAGGAACUAGCAGGACCAGAGAGACAGCUGUGACUUCAGCCAGCGCUGAGGCCAUCGGUGACGCGGUAACGGAGCAGGAAAGACUUGGGACCACGCGGAGGCACUGUCCCCACUCAGUUAAGGACUUUUUUUUAAAGUGACGCUGUAUUAUAUUUUUAAAAGUAUGUUUGAAAUCCUGUAAUUUAGAACAGUGAAGUGUCUUUUGAGAUUUAACUGACUUUUGACAUUACCGUAGAAAAAAAGAGAUUAGUACUUUGUGUUUACAGAGUCCGUCCUGUGGCCAUUCUUAAGAGUGAUUUAAUAUAAUGCUCUCGUGGUCCCGGUUUUUUAAAAUUGUGCUUAAUGUCCGGGCACCUUCCAAGAAAAUAAAAGGGGUGAGUUUGGGGUGGGCCCCCGUCUUUUCCUCCGAUGGCAUUGUUUGCUAACGCAGGUUGAAACAUUUCAUCCGUCAUGUCCGCCUCACUUCUGGGGUUCUCAGAACUAAAGUUCUUUCUAACCCCAGGGCAUUUAUUUCCUUUGUCAUAAACACUUGGUGGCCCUUUGCCAAGUGGUGAGUUAGAUUUUUCUAAAAAAAUAAAAUGUUAAUUGUAUU
Myotis davidii is the source of this 3497-nucleotide messenger RNA. RefSeq names its product actin filament associated protein 1 like 2 (gene AFAP1L2). Gene Ontology annotation, biological process: positive regulation of DNA-templated transcription; positive regulation of interleukin-8 production; regulation of mitotic cell cycle. Lineage: Eukaryota; Metazoa; Chordata; Mammalia; Chiroptera; Vespertilionidae. The transcript has 22 exons. The coding region runs from base 1 to 2880 and encodes 959 amino acids. The record is from RefSeq and is a predicted model, not a curated record. Gene Ontology annotation, cellular component: cytosol. Gene Ontology annotation, molecular function: SH3 domain binding; SH2 domain binding.